Molecule: messenger RNA, 1713 nt
Organism: Zychaea mexicana
Lineage: Eukaryota; Fungi; Mucoromycota; Mucoromycetes; Mucorales; Lichtheimiaceae
Product: Scd6-like Sm domain-containing protein
Exons: 6
Coding region: 1-1713 (570 amino acids)
Biological process (GO): cytoplasmic stress granule assembly; P-body assembly
Cellular component (GO): P-body
Molecular function (GO): mRNA binding
Source: RefSeq, a predicted model, not a curated record
AUGAGCGGCGCACGCUUCAUUGGCUCGAAAAUCUCGCUCGUGUCAAAAAGCGAUAUACGCUAUAUUGGUAUCCUUCACGACAUUGAUCCUCAGAAUGCGACACUGGCACUCGAGCAAGUCGUAUCGCUUGGCACCGAGGGCAGACGGGGCGGAAAUCCGAUGGAUGAAAUACCGCCUUCGGAUAACGUAUUCAAGUACAUUGUCUUUCGAGGCUCGGAUGUGAAGGACCUGCAGGUGUUUGAGGGGCCACCCGCCCAGCCUGCUGCAACGCAACAGCCUUAUGUGGCCAAUGACCUUAACUCGCCCGGCUAUUAUCCACCAUCCAUGGUGCAGCAACAGCAGCAGCCUCCUCCUCCUCCUCCUCCUCCCCCUCCUCUUUUCCCUCAACCGCAACUUCAGCAACAGCAACAACAGCCAUUUUCAUCCUAUCCGCCUUAUGGAUUUGAGCCUUACAGAGGAGUGACAGCAGCGCCAAUGCCUCCUCCUGUCAUGGGCUUCCCUGGAUAUUACCAUCCUCCACCACCUCUUCCGCAACAACAACAACCGCAACAUUCUACAGCAUCGCCCGCCCUAAUGCAGAUGCCUGAACCGUUCCAUCAACCCGAUUUUCCGCCACCUUCCUUGAUGGCGCCAGCCAUGGAGGUUCCACACGAGAUACCAAUGACGACCACUACUACAUCGACAACGGCGACAACACUAUCAUCGUCGCAACACCCUGUAGCCGGAGACGAGUCCCUGCAACAACCCCAAUCCCAAUUGCCUUUGCCACCGCUUCAGCAAACCCCACCACCGCUAGUAUCUCCCCAACAGCAACAGCAGCAGCAGCAGCAAGUUGUUGCUCCAAAACCGGACCUCAAGGACGAUAGUCAGGUGACGACAAAGAAAGAGGGAGGAGCAGCAGCAACAGCAACACGAGGUGGAAGAAAGACGAGUGGGUCCGAAGAAAUUGCCUCAUCUGUUGAAAAGCUUGCCAAAUCCGUUAGCGAACUGGGCGUUGGCAAGGAGCGACCUCCCAAUGCCACUAUUACUAGCAGUACCACUGCUACUACUACUGCUGCUAACACAACUAUUAUGGUUGCAGACGAUAACGACCCAACGACUUCUUCGACCACAACUAUUGCACGAGACAAGCGCCAAUCGCGAAAUGGAGCGAGAAUGACGCGCAAUAAUAGCACCAGAAAAGCAUCCAAGAAUGGAACUGUAGUUCCUUUACAGGACUUUGAUUUUGCCUCAUCGAAUGCCAAGUUUGACAAGGAGCAAGUUUUGCGUAGUUUGUUUGAUACCGGGACUACCAGCAUUAGUAUUAGCAACGGCGGUAGCAGCAGCAAUAAGAACAACCACAGUAACAACAAAAAUAUUAAUAGCCAUAACAACAAGAAGAACAAGAGUGAGGAAAAAGCAAAAGGAGCAAAGAAGGAUGAUGAAGAAGUGAUUGUCAUUCCAGAAGCGGAUACCUUUUACGACAAGUCCAAGAGUUUCUUUGAUGAUAUUUCAUGUGAUGCCAAGGAGCGCGCUGAAUUAAAGAAAACAGGUGGCGACGAUUAUCGCAAGAAGCACCAGCAAGAGCAGAAACUAAACUUGGAAACGUUUGGUGAACUGUCGGUGGAGACGACUGGACGCCGUGGAGGCCGUGGAAGAAGUGGUGGAAGAGGAAGAGGAGGCCGUGGUAGCGCCAGAGGCCGUGGUGGCAGACCACUUCAAGGUGCAGCCUAA